Molecule: messenger RNA, 2146 nt
Organism: Linum tenue
Lineage: Eukaryota; Viridiplantae; Streptophyta; Magnoliopsida; Malpighiales; Linaceae
Source: the annotation of a GenBank genome assembly
AUGAAUGAUCAGGCGCAGCAGAUGAUGAAUCAGCCGCAAAUGAUGGGCGGUGGUUCGGGUCGGGCGGGUCCGGUGAUGAAUCCGCUUCCGACGGGCCCUCCGAUUAUGAGCCAGGCGCCUCCUCCACCGGUGAUGGCGAUGAGCAUGGGCGGGCAGACAGGGCAGCUGAUGAACCCUGUUCAGGUUCAGCCACAGAUGAUGAACCCUACCAACCAGCCUCAGCAGAUGUUGAGUCAUGGCCAAGUCAUGAGCCAGCAGAUGAUGAUGAAGAAUCAGCAGAGAGGGUACAACCCGUGGCCGCCGCAGCAGAAUCAGCAGCAGCAACAGCUGCAUCCUGGGAAGUUUGGUUACUUUGUGCCGCCGUCAAAGCCCAGAACGGGUAACAACAACUGGAAGGGUAAGAAUAAGGACAGAAGGAUGGGGAAACCCAUGUCUAAUAACAUAUCCAACAACAAUAGCAACAUUAGUGGUGGUGGCAGCAGCUUGACUGGUUCUUCUGGUGGUGGUGUUGGAGGAGCGAGCUACAUUCCGCCCAGUCUUAACGAGCUGCAAAAUCAGAACAGGAUGAAAACGCAGAAGCACUAUCACCAUAACAAGAAGAAGUAUAACAAUCGCUAUGCUCCUUACGCCCCUAGGAAUAGCACGUCGUUCAUCAUUCGUGCUAAGAAGUCUGGUGGGAUUGCGUCGCUCGUGUCGCCUUGUCCUGUUACACCUGCUGUACUGCCAACACCGGACAUUGAAAUUCACCCGAUGGAGGUGCUUGGUGAUGUGGCUAAGGAAGAAUGGGGAGUUGAUGGGUAUGGGUCGAUGAAAGGUUUGAUUAGGUUGAGGUCGCCGGGUCACGAGGUGGAGGUGAACGAGGAUGACGAGGAAGAUGAAGGUAGUGGGUCGAGUGAGAGUGACGUGGAGGAACAUGUGGAGGUUGAGAGAAGAUUGGAUCAUGAUUUGAGUAGGUUUGAGAUGAUAUAUCCUAGUAAUGCUGGAGGGGAGUAUAGUUAUAACAACCUUUUGGAGAACAGGGUAGAUGAUCAGGACACACAUAUAGCACAUCUAGAGGAAGAGAACUUGACCUUGAAGGAGAGGAUGUUUUUGAUGGAGAGGGAGUUGGAUGAUCUGAGAAGGAGGAUGCAGUUUUUGGAGCGGCAUCAUCAUCAUCAUCAUGGGCAGGGUAAUAGGAGUGGUAGAGUUAUGGGGGAAGUUAAUGAAGAAAUUUUGGAGAAUGUCUCCGAGAAUGAUUUGAACGAGUCCGAAAGUCAUGGUGAGUCAGAUGGCCUUGCUGAUAACAAGGAGAUGCCGAAGAUGGAGCUUGCCGAUGGACAUAGAGAGUGCUCUAAUGAUGAGAAUAAUGUGAAUGAAAAUAGUAGAGAAGAUGUUAAGUCAGAGACCAAUGAUAUUUGUAUGUUGGAGUCUGGUGAUGAAGUUGUUGAAAAGAAAGAGGUCAAGUGUGAAGAGGGUAGGGAUCCUCUGGCGAGUGAUGCAUUAGUGGCUAACAAGGAAGAACCGAGGGAUAACGUGAGGCCAGAAAAGGUAACUGCCAAGGAAGAGGUAACUGCAUUGGGUGGUGAUUGUCAUGUGAAGGACAUCAUAGAGGAUACAGUAGAUGGUGGAUCAGGACAAGUGCAGGUAGUCCCUUGUGAAGCCAUAAGAACAGUAGUCAGCGAGGAUCAGCUCUGGAGCUUCAUUCUGCUGGAUGUUCGUUCAAGCGAGGAUCAGCUCUUGGCUUUUGAUGCCAGUUCUCCAGAUAGCAACUUCGACACAGCGAAGCAGUUCGUUUGUAUUCGAGGCUUCCUCAUCCUGACGGCUCAGCAGAUCCCCGACCUGUCCAUGUUACACGACCAAUGAGCUGGUUCUGUGAAAGUUACACUCGUGACCUGAGUGAAGAUGAAGGCCUCCUGCUAAUGUUUGGGUUGGGUAUUCAGGUGACAUGGAUGCGUAUAGUUGCUCGAUGUGUUUCAAAAGCAGGUGGGUUUCCGCUCAAUGGAUCUUGUAUAACGGAGAAACUGAAAGUGAAAAGACAUCAAAUAUGGAUAAAAUAUACCUGACGUCACCGUGUACAUUAACUAACUAGGCGUUCAUUAGAUUAGAGGAGGGUAAGCUACAAAAUAUGUUUCUCAGUAAUACAACAUCAAAUAUAGGUACGUAGGCU